Chenopodium quinoa (quinoa) is the source of this 1716-nucleotide messenger RNA. RefSeq names its product AT-hook motif nuclear-localized protein 7-like. Gene Ontology annotation, molecular function: minor groove of adenine-thymine-rich DNA binding. The transcript is spliced from 7 exons. Bases 334 to 1362 code for a protein of 342 amino acids. The record is from RefSeq and is a predicted model, not a curated record. NCBI's taxonomy places the organism in Eukaryota, Viridiplantae, Streptophyta, Magnoliopsida, Caryophyllales, Amaranthaceae.
GAAUAUUUCAUUUCAUUUUCAUUUCACCUUCCUGCUUUCUCUCUCUUCUACUUUCUCUCUCUAACUUCUCACUAAAAACAAGCUUAGAUAUAUUUUUAUUUUUAUGCAAAUUAUUUUAUUGGGUUUGUUUGAUAAUUAGCUGUUAUUUACUUGUUGGGUGAUGAUCUUCUGUCGUUUGAUUCUUGGAAAGGUGUCGUUUGAUGGCAUUGAAGUGUAGUUGUUCUUGAACUUUGGUAAAGGGAAAUAGGAAAUAGGGCUUAAUUAAGGAUCAUUCUAGUUUAUUAAAGGCAUAUAUUUGGAUUAAAUUGUAAUUCUUUGGAAGAACAUUUAUGCAUGGAGGCCAAAGAAAGUAUGACGACGGGGGUGACAGUUAUAGGAGCAGAAGCUCCGUCGAAUUAUCAUAUGGCAUCCAGGGGUGAAGCCCCCUCUCAACCCCCAAAUCAGUUAGCUAUAUCACCAACUGGGGUUGUUACUCCAGGAAGUACUGGCAUACCGGGAUUGGUGGACAAAAAGAAGAGAGGUAGGCCUCGAAAAUAUGGACCUGAUGGUAGUGUAUCAAGAUCAUACUCGCCAAAGACGACUUCAGUGUCAGCUCCAACUUCUGGUGGUAGUCAGCCAAGUGGGAAGCGGGGUAGGGGAAGGUCAGCCGCUUCAGAGGCCAAACAGCAGCCCAGCUUUGAGAUGGUUUCUAUGGGCGAUGGAUUUGGACGCUCUGACGGAGCCAACUUCACUCCCCAUGUCAUAACCGUCAAUGUUGGUGAGGAUGUUACAGCAAAAAUUAUAUCCUUUUGUCAACAAGGACCACGUGCAAUUUGCAUUCUUUCAGCAAAUGGAAUGGUAUCAAAUGCUACACUUCGUCAAUCAGAUUCUUCUGGAGGUACAUUGACAUAUGAGGGACGCUUUGAGAUAGUAAACUUGUGUGGAUCUUUCACACCUACUGAGAGAGAAGGUACAAGGUAUAGAGCAGGUGGGCUUAGUGUCUCUCUAUCGAGUCCAAAUGGUCAGGUUGUUGGAGGAUGCGUUGCUGGAUUGCUGAUUGCUGCUAGCCCAGUUCAGGUCAUUGUCGGGAGUUUCUUACCAACUAACCCGCCUGAGCUCAAACCAAAGAAGCCCAAAGUACAAGUACAAACACCAUCUGCACCAACUCCUUUUACGAUUACAACUGCCCUUCCUCCACCUAAUGUUGCUGAGAAAGAUUCGUGUAAUGGCCAAGGGCACAAUCAUAAUAAUUCUGUAGCCCCAAUGCAGAACAUUACAUCACUUGCAUCUUAUCCACGAGAAAAUUGGCCGAACACACAUUCUAUGCAGGAACGAAGGACAUCCACCACUGAUAUAAAUAUAUCUUUGCCUGGAGGGAUGUAGGUUCUCAGCUGGUAGUCUGACUUGUAUGCUAAUCAGCUAAUCACAGGAAGGAAUAUAUAUUAGGAUGAAAAGGCGGUCUGAGUCCGGGUUUUUCCCUCACUAUAAUUUGUGCACAUUUUCUGAAAUUCGGAGCUUUGUAUGGACUAACUUAGUAUUGAUGUUUUACAUGCUAUAGUUACAUUAGGAAACUGGGUUUUUUUUUUAGUUUUGCAGGAUUUUAGUGGGUGUGGUUCUUGUCUCUAUGUUCUUUUAUAGAAAUCACAAGGUUGUAAGCACCUUACAAUAUAGGGUGAACCUUGAUUACCACGUUUAUCAUGUUAAUUUCUUGGUGUAUUAGUCUUGUACUUUGUUGCA